Bombina bombina (fire-bellied toad) is the source of this 1200-nucleotide messenger RNA. Its product is annotated as G2/mitotic-specific cyclin-B1-like. Gene Ontology annotation, cellular component: mitochondrial matrix; cytoplasm; nucleus. The transcript has 9 exons. Lineage: Eukaryota; Metazoa; Chordata; Amphibia; Anura; Bombinatoridae. Gene Ontology annotation, molecular function: cyclin-dependent protein serine/threonine kinase regulator activity. Gene Ontology annotation, biological process: mitotic metaphase chromosome alignment; mitotic cell cycle phase transition; regulation of cyclin-dependent protein serine/threonine kinase activity. The coding region runs from base 1 to 1200 and encodes 399 amino acids. The record is from RefSeq and is a predicted model, not a curated record.
AUGAAAGACUCUGAAAACAAUGUUGGGCCAUCCAUGGCUGGGAAGAGGGCUAUGGCCUGCAGACCUGGACUGAGACCCAGAACUGUCAUGGGAGACAUUGGGAAUCAAAUGUGGAAAUCAAAAGUCCCUGUGAAGGAUUCAAAGAUUGCAAUCAAACAACUUGGGAAAAAUCUGAACCCUGUGACUGUCCAAGAUGACCCUGUGACUGUGAAAGAUGUUAAGUUAAAGGAGCAACAGUACACUAGAUCAGUAUUUCUCAAAUCUAGCCCUCCUAUACCCCAACAGCCAACACCUGAAUCUCCUAGCCCAAUGGAGACAUCUGGCCAUGCUGUAGAAGAAAAAUGCACAGCUUUAUCAACCAUUCUGAAGGAUGUAGAUGCAGAAGAUUCUGGAAACCCCAUGCUAUGCAGUGACUAUGUGAAAGAAAUCUACUGCUAUAUGAGGCAACUGGAGGUAGAACAACCAAUAAAACCUAACUAUCUUGAUGGACAAGAGAUUAAUGGGAAAAUGAGAGCCAUACUCAUAGAUUGGCUUGUCCAGGUCCACCUAAGGUUCAAGCUCCUCCAGGAGACUAUGUUCAUGACAGUAGCCAUUCUGGAUAGAUUCUUACAGGAAAAUCCUGUGUCUAAGAAGACUCUUCAACUGGUUGGUGUGACGGCAAUGUUGAUUGCAUGCAAAUAUGAAGAAAUGUAUCCUCCAAUGAUUGGUGACUUUUCCUUUGUGACUGAUCACACUUACACCACAGCCCAGAUCAGAAAGAUGGAGAUGCAGAUCCUCAGAGUACUAAAGUUUGACCUUGGGAGACCAUUACCCUUGCACUUCUUGCGAAGAGCAUCCAAAGUUGGAGAAGUGGAUUCUGUACAACAUAACUUGGCCAAGUACUUGAUGGAGCUGGUUAUGGGUGACUAUGAGAUGGUGCACAUUCCUCCAUCACAAGUGGCAGCUGCUGCUUUCUGUCUAGCUCUGAAAGUUCUGGAUGGUGGUGAAUGGACUCCUACACUCCAGCACUACCUGGCUUACACAGAAGACUCUCUUUUUCCAGUCAUGCAGCACAUAGCUAAGAAUGUUAUGAAGGUUAACAACAGACUUACUCCUCACAUGACUGUCAUGAACAAAUAUGCUAGCAGUCAACACAUGAAGAUAAGCUGUCUGCCACAGCUGAAGUCUAAGAUAAUCUUACGACUGGCCAGUACUUUGUAA